AUGUUCUUCCACGACCUGGGACCGCAGCUGGGGUGGACCAUGGUGUUUCUGGCGGAGUGCAUCGGACCUCUCUUCAUCUACCUUUUCUUCUUCCUCCAUCUCCUCAACAUCUACGAGCAGAAAGAUGACUAUACCUCCAAUCCCUGCUCAGUGGUCACGCUGGCGUGUGUGUGUCACUGUUUCCACUACUUCAGAAGGCUGUUGGAAACCAUCUUCAUCCACCGCUUCUCCGACGGCACCUUGCCGCUGCAAACCAUCAUGAGGAACUGCCUGUACUACUGGGGGUUUUCUGCUUGGUUAGCCUACUACAUCAACCACCCCCUCUACACUCCACCAUCGUACGGGAAUCUCCAAGUCUACUCUGCGUUGGCGGUGUUUAUGCUCUGUGAAGCUGGAAACUUCUCAAUUCAUUUGGCUCUCAAUAACUUGGGCUGUAAUGGUCUGAGGCCCAAGCGGAUCCCUUACCCCACCAGGAACCCCUUCACAUGGCUCUUCUUCUUUGUGUCAUGUCCCAACUACACCUAUGAGGUGGGUCAAACUCUUUCUCACUCUCUUUCCACAGUGGCCCUGUUCACGUUGCUGGGCUUCAUCCAGAUGACUAUCUGGGCACAGGGAAAACAUAAGAUGUACACCACAGAGUUUACAGACUACCCUGAACUAAGAUCAGCUAUCAUCCCUUUGUUCCUUUGA
Messenger RNA from Oncorhynchus masou masou (cherry salmon), 690 nucleotides. Its product is annotated as very-long-chain enoyl-CoA reductase-like. The transcript has 8 exons. The coding region runs from base 1 to 690 and encodes 229 amino acids. Lineage: Eukaryota; Metazoa; Chordata; Actinopteri; Salmoniformes; Salmonidae. Gene Ontology annotation, molecular function: oxidoreductase activity, acting on the CH-CH group of donors. Gene Ontology annotation, biological process: very long-chain fatty acid biosynthetic process. The record is from RefSeq and is a predicted model, not a curated record.